ACUUUAGUGUAGGUCUGCCUGUGCAGGUUCCUGUGAUCGCAGACAGACAAGAACCUGGUACAAGCACUCAGACAGUCAGGUUACAAAGAUAGAAGGAGGGAGAAAAGGGACUCAUUUUAGAGUGACUGAAGCACUCAGGCUUCUGCUGGGAGUCCAGGAGGGACGGUUUUUGGAUUCAGAUGUUUGUUGAGAGGAUUAAGCUGGAAACCACAAGAAAUCAAGAGGAGACAAAGCCAAAACAUUCCCACCCAGAAAAGGCGGAGAUAAUGAAAGAAUGACGAGGAUGUAUGCGCAGUGAUUGUGGGUCUGACAAUCAAGCAGGAAGAGAUUUUCACAGUUGGUGUACGAAAGCUAAUCAGCUGUGAAUGUUUGACAAAGGACCAAAAGCCAGCUGAGAGAGGAGCUGCAGAGGACAGGACUUCAGGGAAACCACUGUGCUGGCUUAGUUUGAGCCAUUUUACAGCCAUUUUCAGCAUACCUUUUUUGGCUUCUGAUUCGUUAUUUCCUUGAGUAAACUUGUAACUUGUGAGUAAACUCAGUCAUGUCAGGGGAGCAAGAGAUCUCCUACAGCGAAGCCAUUCAGAAGGCCAGCGCCUCCAUCACUCGCUUCCCUCUCAUCCCAGUCAGAGGAGUUCCUCUCAUGAGCUACAUCGCCAACAACUGGGACUCCAUCUGGGCUUUCCGUCCUGACCCCUCAGACCUCCUCAUCGCCACCUACCCCAAAGCAGGGACCACAUGGACCCAGGAGAUAAUUGACCUGCUUCUUCACAAUGGAGAUGCUGAGGCCUGCAAACGAGCCCCCACACCCGUCCGCAGUCCCUUCCUAGAGAUCAACUCCCCACCACCCAUCCCCUCAGGUCUUGAUCUUCUGAAGACUAUGGAUCCACCUAGACUUAUAAAGACACAUCUUCCUUUUCAAUUGGUGCCUCCUGGAUUUUGGGAAAACAAGUGCAAGGCUAUCUACGUGGCACGCAAUGCCAAAGACAACCUGGUGAGCUACUACCACUUUGACUGUAUGAAUCUGACCCAGCCUGAGCCGGGGCCCUGGGAGGGCUACAUCCACAAGUUCAUGUGUGGAGAGUUGUCAUGGGGCUCCUGGUAUGACCAUGUGAAAGGUUACUGGGCUGAGAGAGAAAAGAGGAACAUCCUUUACCUCUUCUAUGAGGACAUGAAAGAGAAUCCUCGGCGUGAAGUGGAGCGCAUCAUGAGGUACCUGGACUUGUCGGUCUCUGAUGAGGUCAUCAGCAAAAUCGUGGAGCUCACGUCGUUUAAGAACAUGAAGGAGAACCCAAUGACCAACUACUCCUGCGUCCCAGCACCUGUUUUUGAUCAGUCCAUCUCUCCCUUCAUGAGAAAAGGUGAAGUAGGCGAUUGGACAAACCAUUUCACACCCGAGCAAUCAAAGAUGUUUGAUGAAGAUUAUGAGAAGCAAAUGAAGGGAGUCAACAUACCAUUCAGGACCCUCAUCUAACAGAUUUAGGGUUUUCCAGAUUGAUGCAGCUCUGCAAACCAAAGACCGAUGAACUGACACUGUGCAGCACUCAGAAGCCAGAAAUACUGUCAGAAAAUCUGACACAAGCUAUAAACCAAACAACAAAAGAAUUAAACUAAAUUUCUCUGACUCACUUACAAGCCUGGAUGUUAAACACUGAAAUCACUGCACCUCUUGAUGUGUAGAUACAGAGAACAACCAUCCAAAUGCGUGUUUAAAAGUUCAAUAAAAAUGUGCUCCACAAUACAA
Dicentrarchus labrax (European seabass) is the source of this 1741-nucleotide messenger RNA. It is a transcript of the gene sult1st6, whose product is annotated as sulfotransferase family 1, cytosolic sulfotransferase 6. Gene Ontology annotation, biological process: sulfation. The transcript has 7 exons. Gene Ontology annotation, cellular component: cytoplasm. The record is from RefSeq and is a predicted model, not a curated record. NCBI's taxonomy places the organism in Eukaryota, Metazoa, Chordata, Actinopteri, Moronidae. Bases 542 to 1471 code for a protein of 309 amino acids. Gene Ontology annotation, molecular function: sulfotransferase activity.